CAAAAUAGCCAGCCGUCGUUGGCACCUGGUCGAGUCGUCCUGGACGUCUUUCCGCCCCGACUCACAAGUCCGGACGGGUCACUGAGGCAAAAACCAACCUUAUCCAACGCUUACUCGCCACUAAUUGACGGUCCACGAGAAGGAGGCAGCGGCAAUGUUGCUGGCUCGAGAACUGUCCGACCUCGCUCCUCGUUCCUGUCGACCCUUGAUCAACACUUCCAGCUAUUUUUGAAGACGAUAUCACCAAACACAGGACCUUUGGGCCGUAUCAACUUUGACACUUUGGACAACACCAGCUUGACUCUGCUUCCUUCUGUCAGAUUAUUUGCCCGGUUGACAAGUCACCCGAUAGACCGAUCGGUCUGUCUUACCUUCAAUUUCAAACUUCCCCGCGACCAUAGGGAAUCCUUCAAAAAGUUGGUCCUCAAUGGAGCUUUAAGUAAGCAGUUUGCUGCCUUUUUUAUAUCAUAUGAUUUGCUAUCUCAAACUUCAUGA
Molecule: messenger RNA, 495 nt
Organism: Protopolystoma xenopodis
Lineage: Eukaryota; Metazoa; Platyhelminthes; Monogenea; Polystomatidea; Polystomatidae
Source: the annotation of a GenBank genome assembly